Gymnodraco acuticeps is the source of this 654-nucleotide messenger RNA. Its product is annotated as thiamine transporter 2-like. The annotation marks the transcript as partial. Gene Ontology annotation, molecular function: vitamin transmembrane transporter activity. Gene Ontology annotation, cellular component: plasma membrane. Lineage: Eukaryota; Metazoa; Chordata; Actinopteri; Perciformes; Bathydraconidae. The record is from RefSeq and is a predicted model, not a curated record. The transcript is spliced from 3 exons. Gene Ontology annotation, biological process: transmembrane transport; vitamin transport.
AUGGGUGUGUUUUGCAGGAGCAGCCACAGCGUACGGUAUCGGCUUCACGGAGGUGAGGUGGGAUCAGUGGGGGGAGCUGGCUCUCGGGGGUUUCUCUGGCCUCGGAGCAGCAGCACUCUUCCUCAUGACCUUCAUCAGAAACAUCUGGGUCUGCUACGCCGGAUACAUCGUAUUCAAGUGCUUGUACAUGCUGCUGAUAACAAUAGCCAUGUACCAGAUUGCAGCCGACCUGACGAUGGAGAGGUAUGCUCUGGUGUUUGGAGCGAAUAACUUUGGAGCGUUGGCUCUGCAGACCAUCAUCACCUCUGUGGUGGUGGACAGCAGAGGGCUGGGCCUGGGCAUCAUUCCUCAGUUCACCAUAUACGCCAGCUACUUCUCACUCAUCGCUGUCGUUUUCUCACUUCGGGGACUUUUUACCAUUUGGAGAAGCGACAAAGAGCCCACUGCUGCCGUCAGAAAUGACCCUCCGGACUGUGACGAACACAAAUUCUGAAACUUUGCAGAGUUAAAAGCUUCAAAUUACCGACUGCAACACCAUGAAUAUAAAUCUUUUUUCUUUUUUUUUAUAUAUAUGCAAAACAAAUGUACACGAUUCUCCAUACAUCAAUAUAAAUGAAUGGUUUGGUAAUUUCUUCUUAUUUAUAUAUCACUGUC